AUGGGAAAAGCAAAAAAGGCCCCCAAAUUUACUGGCAUGAAGAAAAUAGUCACUCAAAAAGCUAUUAAACAUUACAAGGACCAAGUUUUGAAUCCUAACAAGAAGGACUUCAGUAAGGAAAAACUCCCCAGAAAUGUGCCGAACAUUUCUUCAACUCUUUUCUUUACACACAAUACCUCCUUGGGACCGCCUUAUUGUGUUUUGGUUGAUACCAACUUCAAUUUCUUCAUCCAAAACAAAUUGGAUCUGGAGAAGAGAAUGAUGGACUGCUUAUAUGCAAAAUGUACUCCUUGCAUCACAGAUUAUGUGAUGGCUGAGCUUGAAAAACUGGGCCAAAAGUACCGUGUAGCUUUGAGGUAA
Messenger RNA from Gossypium arboreum, 360 nucleotides. RefSeq lists its product as uncharacterized. Bases 1 to 360 code for a protein of 119 amino acids. The record is from RefSeq and is a predicted model, not a curated record. Gene Ontology annotation, cellular component: small-subunit processome; nucleolus. NCBI's taxonomy places the organism in Eukaryota, Viridiplantae, Streptophyta, Magnoliopsida, Malvales, Malvaceae. The transcript is spliced from 5 exons.